ACUACGGUGCUUUCUACUACAAAGGCAAUGUCUACAGUUAUUUUGUUAUUUCCCGCCUGUUUAUGUUUACUUUGUCAUUUUUUCAAAACUCUCUUCCACGUCAUCAUAAUUGCCACGUUACCCAUUACACCUCAUCCCUUCAUCUGUCUCUUCUUUUUUUUUUUUUCCUUUCGGGCUGAGCCACUUCUUGCUCUGCAACUCAAGAGUCUUGAAAAUGAAGGAACACAAAUACUUACUUUCUCUCUCCCAUAAUGAAGUUUGUUUUCCUUUCUUGGCUUCGUUCUCAGUAGGAUCGCUUUAAAGCGUCUCAGCGACUAUUUCUUUCUUUAUUUAUUUAUUUAUUAUUAUUUUUUUUAUAUUUCUCUUGCGAGAAAAAAAAAAUUAGCAAAGGACUCUUUCUACUUCUUCUGCUUCUUUGCUUUGUCUUUGGGAGCAUGUGAGGACUGACUAGUCAGAUUCUCAUUCUUCGUCUUCUUGUUCUUACUCUUUCCUUAUUCUCUCCGGAGAGUAGGAUCCAUCGCCAUCGGUCGGUGGUGGUAAAAGGAAUGGCAGCUUCUUCGUCGAGGGGGAGAAGCAGUUCACCUUUCAGUCACCGUAAACCGUCGACUUCUUACCCUUCCUCGUCAUCGUCUUCAUCGCUUCUUAACGGCAGAUUCAUUCCUCGUUCUUGCUCGCCUUCUCCUUCUUCACUUUAUAGUUCUGGUAGUGGAUUCACCACUCGAUCCAUGACUCCCAGUCGCGGCCCCAGCGAUUCAAUGUACCAUAGUUCCUUAGGCUAUGGCAGCCGUACUCCUGUUGGUUAUGCUUCCACGGAUGAGCUCAUUGGAGAGCCGGUUGAUACAUCGAGAUCGGGAGAUAGCAUUUCUGUUACGGUUCGAUUUAGGCCGAUGAGUGAACGAGAAUUUCAGCGGGGAGAUGAGAUCGCGUGGUAUGCGGAUGGGGAUAAAAUCGUCCGCAGCGAGUAUAAUCCGGCAUCGGCCUAUGCAUUUGAUAGAGUUUUCGGGCCUGAUACAACUUCCCAGCAAGUCUAUGAUGUAGCUGCUCGACCCGUAGUCAAGGCUGCGAUGGAAGGUGUCAAUGGGACGGUUUUCGCCUAUGGUGUUACUAGCAGUGGGAAGACACACACUAUGCAUGGAGAUCAGAAUGCUCCAGGAGUUAUUCCAUUGGCCAUCAAGGAUGUGUUCAGCAUAAUCCAAGAUACUCCAGGAAGAGAGUUCUUGCUUCGUCUUUCAUAUCUUGAAAUUUAUAAUGAGGUGAUAAAUGACUUGCUUGACCCUACAGGACAAAAUCUGCGUGUUAGAGAAGAUGCUCAGGGAACCUAUGUUGAGGGUAUAAAGGAGGAGGUUGUUUUAUCCCCUGGGCAUGCUCUUUCUUUUAUCGCUGCUGGAGAAGAGCAUCGUCAUGUUGGUUCAAAUAAUUUCAACUUGUUGAGUAGCCGAAGUCACACCAUAUUUGCACUGAUGAUUGAAAGUAGUGCUCAUGAUGACGAAUAUGAUGGAGUGAUAUUCUCUCAACUGAAUUUGAUUGAUUUAGCUGGAUCUGAGAGUUCAAAGACUGAAACAACUGGACUAAGGAGAAAGGAAGGAUCUUACAUAAACAAAAGCCUUCUUACUCUUGGAACUGUAAUUGGAAAACUGAGCGAGGGGAAAGCAUCUCAUGUUCCAUAUCGUGAUUCUAAGCUUACCCGCCUUCUACAAUCUUCAUUGAGUGGGCAUGGGCAUGUCUCGCUCAUAUGCACAGUUACUCCUGCAUCAAGCAGCAUGGAGGAGACUCACAAUACAUUGAAAUUUGCAAGCAGGGCAAAGAGAGUAGAAAUCUAUGCUUCACGCAAUAAGAUCAUUGAUGAGAAGUCAUUGAUUAAAAAGUACCAAAGAGAAAUUUCAAGUCUCAAAGAAGAACUUGAUCACCUAAAGAAGGGGGUGCUUGCUGGUGUUAGUCAUGAGGAGAUCAUUAGCUUGAAGCAACAGUUGGAACAGGGCCAAGUCAAAAUGCAGUCAAGAUUAGAGGAAGAAGAGGAAGCAAAGGCAGCAUUGAUGAGUAGAAUUCAGAGGCUAACCAAGCUAAUCCUUGUUUCUACAAAGAAUACAAUUCCUGGAUAUGUAGGUGAUGUACCUAGUCAUCAACGGCACCAUUCUGUUGAAGAGGAUAAAUUGGACCUUUUGCGUGAGGGUUCUCAGUUGCUUGUUGAAGGUCAGAAUCAGAGAGAUUCUCCAUCUUCCACUAUUUUAGCUCCACCAGACACCCCCAAUGGUCUUAAACACAAAAGAUCGUCAAGCAAGUGGAAUGAAGAACUGUCACCAAUUAACAAUUCCAUCACAGAAUCAGCUCAAGUGGGUGAACUUAUCAGUGGGACUGCGAGCAGUUCAAGACUGCAACCAGAUGGGAUGACGAUGGCAGAUCGGAUGGAUCUCCUUGUUGAACAGGUUAAGAUGCUUGCUGGAGAGAUUGCUUUUAGCACCAGUACCCUUAAGCGCUUAGUGGAGCAGUCUGCCAAUGAUCCUGAUGCCUCAAAAACUCAAAUGCAGAUUCAGAACUUGGAACGUGAAAUACAAGAGAAAAAGAUGCAAAUGAGGGUUUUAGAGCGGCGGAUUACUGAGAGUGGUGAGGGUUCGAUAUCUAAUGCAUCAUUGGUUGAUAUGCAGCAGACUUUGAUGAAACUGAUGACACAGUGCAAUGAGAAGAGUUUUGAGCUAGAGAUAAAGUCAGCAGACAAUCGUGUCCUUCAGGAACAGCUACAAGAUAAGUGUUCAGAGAACAAGGAAUUGCAAGAGAAAGUAGAACUCCUGCAGCAGCAGUUGGCUUCAGUCAUUGGCGAUAAAUCCUCACUAUCCUCUGAGCAAUGCAUCUCCGAAGAGUACAAGGAGGAGUUGAAAAGGAAAAUCCAGUCUCAGGAGAUUGAGAAUGAGAAAUUAAAGCUGGAACAUGUUCAGCUUAUGGAGGAGAACAGUGGAUUGCGUGUACAGAAUCAAAAGCUGGCAGAGGAAGCUUCUUAUGCGAAGGAACUGGCGUCUGCUGCUGCUGUUGAACUGAAAAAUUUGGCAGGUGAAGUCACCAAGCUUUCCUUGCAGAAUGCAAGACAAGCAAAAGAACUGCAGGCUGCUCAAGAAAUGGUAUAUUCUAGAGGUGCUGGAGCGCCAACUGGUAAUGGUGCUAGCCGCAAGCAUUCUGAUAGCAAGACUGAUGGCAUUAAGCAUGGGAGAAAGGGUCGUUUCUCUAGUAGGUCUAAUGAAUUUUCUGGGACAGUAUAUGAUGAUGCGGAGUUCUGGAGUCUUGAUCCAAAUGAUAUUAAAAUGGAGUUGCAGGCAAGAAAACAAAAAGAGGCUGCUCUUGAGGCUGCCUUAGCAGAAAAGGAACUUGCAGAAGAAGAAUACCGGAAGAAAGUUGAGGAGGCAAAGAAAAGGGAGACUGCUUUGGAAAAUGAUCUAGCUAGCAUGUGGGUUCUUGUUGCAAAGUUGAAGAAAGAUGGGGGAACUGUCAUGGAGCGGAGUGUCUGUGAGAGAUCCAAUAAUGGAACCAAUGUUGCUAGUGAUCCAAAAAUAAAUGGUGAUGAGAACAAAGAGAUCAACCCAAAAGAUCCCCUACUUUCAGAUGGUCCUGAGCUAGAACCUCUUGUUGUUUCCCUUAAGGCUCGGAUGCAAGAGAUGAAAGACAAAGAGCUAGAGACAUUGGGAAAUGGGGAUGUAAACUCACAUGUGUGUAAAGUAUGCUUUGAGGCAGUGACUGCAGCAAUGCUUCUUCCCUGCCGGCACUUCUGCUUAUGCAAGCCUUGUUCGUUUGCUUGCUCUGAGUGUCCGAUUUGUCGCACAAAGAUAGAAGAUAGGAUCAUUGCAUUCACUUCAUGACAAUUCAUUAUACGUCCCAAGUGAAGGGGACGCCAUUCAACUACUUGUCAUUUUUCUGUAAUAUUGACUGCAAUUCUUUUAUUAGUUGGCCUGUAUGUAAGUUUUCUAAAAGGUGCAAGUAUAUCCAUAUUGUCUCCAUCUUCCGAAGGGCUGUAAAAAAAGAUAGAAAGGGAGAGAGAGAGAGAGAGAGAGAGAGAGAGAGAGAGAGAGAGAGAGAGAGAAAGUCCUCUCAGCAUAGAAUCUCUUGUAUGUCCUUUUGGCUUCCUAUAACAUGUAUAGAAGGGUGAUGAAAGCUUAAAUGACAAAAUAUAUGUUUGUAAGUUGCUGCCUUUGUUAUUUCUUUGUAUGUAGUAAGCCAUGACAUUUGUUUAGGCUGUGUUUGAAAAUCCGUUGAAAAUUAGUAAUUGGUUUUUUAGUA
Macadamia integrifolia is the source of this 4260-nucleotide messenger RNA. Its product is annotated as kinesin-like protein KIN-7D, mitochondrial. Gene Ontology annotation, molecular function: ATP binding; microtubule binding; microtubule motor activity. The record is from RefSeq and is a predicted model, not a curated record. Gene Ontology annotation, biological process: microtubule-based movement. NCBI's taxonomy places the organism in Eukaryota, Viridiplantae, Streptophyta, Magnoliopsida, Proteales, Proteaceae. The coding region runs from base 546 to 3842 and encodes 1098 amino acids. The transcript has 25 exons.